AUGCCCAACAUCAUCACGACGUUCAUCAAGACGCUCUCGUCGAGGUCGGCGAGGUCCAAAGGCUCAGCCGCCUCCCGAACCUCGCCCGUUGGCUCGGCCGAGGCCGCCCAGAGCCAGGGCGCCGUCGUCCGGAAGAUCUCGGCCCCCAAGAAGCGUCGAGUCAGCUUCUCCAAGGUCUCGUCCUCGCAGUCGUCCCAGGUCCGUCGCCGCCGCUCGGUUUCCAAGCAGAGCGACGACACCCUCGUCGACUCCCAGAAGCUGCCCAUCGCCUCGCCAUGCGUCGAUUCCGACCUUGAGGACUUUCGGUUCUUGCAUCCGUCGUCGUUCGACAUCCAUCUCGCCGCGAUCGAGGGCAUCCAUGUCUCGUUCGUGGAGGCCAUCAACAUCCUGCUUGCCCAAGUCGCCAGAAGCAAGCAGCGCCGCCGCGAGCUGCCACCGCCGCCGCAGCCCUACUACGAGCCCAUCUCUGGCUACAUCCGCAUGCGCAUCGAUGAGGAGGUGUUGGUCUAUCUCCUCAUCGAGCGCAAAAUCUCCCGGCAGAUUCCGCUGCUGCACCAAGUCUUGCUCUCUGACCUCGUCAACCAGAUGGUUGCUGCGGACGCAUCCAUCGUCGAGACCCUGGAACGCCGCAAGGACAUUUACCGUCUGUGGCCGCAUCUGCGCCGUCACUUUCUCUGCGCCCCUGCUGUCCCGUCCGGGCCAGCCCAGUCAAGCGAUUCUCUGGCACCAGGCACAGCCCGUCCGUCGGAGACGGUGCUGCCAUCCCUCGCAGCGGUGUCUCCUUCGCCGCCUGUCCCGACAGCAACCUCUGCCCCAGAGUCGAGCCCGGCCGCGACCAUCGCUGCCAAGCCAUCUCCAUCCAACGAAUCCGUGGGCGGACCCAUCUUCCAGUUGGCUCAGUCGAUAAGGCAGCGAAGGUCGUCAAGGAUUCCGUCGCCCCUGCGCAACGCUGCGUUUUCGGAUGAGGAGCUGCUUCUGAUUCAGUUGGUGGAACUGGAAAGCUGGUAA
This is a messenger RNA of Polychytrium aggregatum, 1008 nucleotides long. RefSeq lists its product as uncharacterized. Bases 1 to 1008 code for a protein of 335 amino acids. The transcript has a single exon. Lineage: Eukaryota; Fungi; Chytridiomycota; Chytridiomycetes; Polychytriales. The record is from RefSeq and is a predicted model, not a curated record.